GGGUCGCCUGGCCUGAUAUGCACCGUCUGGCUGACAGAGUCCAUCUGGAGGAGUUGACUAAAAUUGGCAUUCUGAAAGGCAAUGUAGAUGACAUGGUGAAGGUUCAUCUGGGUGCAAUAUUUAUGCCACACGGACUUGGACAUCUACUUGGAAUUGAUGUGCAUGACGUUGGAGGCUACCCAGAGGGAGUGGAGCGCAUUGACCUGCCGGGACUCAGGAGCCUGCGCACCGCCCGCAGCCUGGAGCAGGGCAUGGUGCUGACCAUCGAGCCGGGCAUCUACUUCAUCGACCAUCUCUUGGACCAAGCUCUCCGUGAUCCUGCACAGUCCUGUUUCAUCAACAAUGACGUCCUGCAGCGCUUUAGAGGAUUUGGGGGGGUCCGGAUCGAGGACGACAUCGCAGUGACAGCCAGUGGAAUGGAGCUGCUAACGUGUGUCCCACGUACCGUUGAAGAAAUAGAGGCUUUCAUGGCAGAAGGCCAAAGCAGUGCCAAGUCAUUUGACUGCCUCUCCAGCCAAAAGCAGUAAUCUUCGGGAUGAUACUUACUGUCUCACACCAAUCAGUCAUCGAUGUGAUUUAAUGCUGCACCAUAUAAAAUAAAAUGUGUCCAAUUCUUAACAGCAAGAGAGGCAGGCAGGCUAUUAGUUGCAAUGAUUCAUUCAUUAAAAAUGAAGGUAGAAGUCUUCAGCACUUGGUAUCCGCCCAACUCAAAUGCUGCUACUUGCAAUCAGCAGUUUACCAAGUGCCACCUGAAUAA
Messenger RNA from Phaethon lepturus (White-tailed tropicbird), 757 nucleotides. Its product is annotated as xaa-Pro dipeptidase-like. Lineage: Eukaryota; Metazoa; Chordata; Aves; Phaethontiformes; Phaethontidae. The transcript is spliced from 3 exons. The record is from RefSeq and is a predicted model, not a curated record. The annotation marks the transcript as partial. Gene Ontology annotation, molecular function: peptidase activity.